This is a messenger RNA of Alosa sapidissima (American shad), 3488 nucleotides long. RefSeq names its product proline dehydrogenase (oxidase) 1b (gene prodhb). The coding region runs from base 82 to 1953 and encodes 623 amino acids. Gene Ontology annotation, molecular function: FAD binding; proline dehydrogenase activity. Lineage: Eukaryota; Metazoa; Chordata; Actinopteri; Clupeiformes; Clupeidae. The transcript has 14 exons. The record is from RefSeq and is a predicted model, not a curated record. Gene Ontology annotation, cellular component: mitochondrion.
CAUAGGGCGCCGCACCUCAUAACUACAACGAACGCCUAAGCAAAAAUAGGGCAAGUGUCAAGCUGCUACACCUAAAAAGUUAUGUCUUACGCCAAAGCAGUGCCUGUUUUCGCGCGAGCCGGUUUAGACGUGAACCUUAGAAAUAUAUCCGCCGUGUCCAGCCGAAGAUUAGGAUCCACAGUUGCUUCCACGCAACGGAACCAGAGUUCAGAAGAGUCAACGGAUAUCGACGGUGCAGUGCCCAAAACCGACGUUCACGCAGAUCUCAUCCAGCAGAGCAGGAAGCAUGGCACCAGCAAAAACAAGAUUUCGAUUGAUUUUAAUCAGACCAAAGAAGCAUACAAGAGCAAAGACACGGGUGAAUUACUCAGAAGUUUGCUUGUGUUCAAACUCUGCUCCUAUGACCUCCUGGUUGAUAAGAACAAGGAGAUUAUGGAUCUCAGUAAGAAAAUUCUGGGUCAGAAGACAUUUGAGCGACUUAUGAAGAUGACUUUUUAUGGGCAGUUUGUGGCUGGGGAAGACCACCAAGCUAUCAAACCCCUGGUUCGGAAGAACCAAGCCUAUGGAGUGGGAGCUGUGUUGGACUAUAGUGUGGAGGAGGACUUGACAAAGGAGGAGGCUGAAAACAAAGAGAUGGAGUCAUGUGUGUCUGCUGCAGAGAGAGAGAGCCCAGGGGAGAACCAGCGUGAGAAUAAGUACAAGGCCCACCGACAGUUUGGAGACCGUAGGGGAGGUGUGACCGGUGCUCGCACCUACUUUUAUGCUGACGAGGCCAAAUGUGACCAACACAUGGAGACUUUCCUCAAGUGCAUCAAAGCUUCAGGAGGGAGUUCUGAAGAUGGUUUCUCCGCCAUCAAGAUGACAGCUCUGGGGCGGCCACAGUUCUUGCUUCAGUUCUCAGAGGUCCUUGUGAAGUGGAGGUGCUUCUUCAAUUUUCUAGCUGCCAAACAGGGAAUGGAAGGUGUGGAGGUGCUGGAACAAAAACUCGAUCUGGGGAAGUUGCAGGCAUAUUUGGAGAAGCUUGGUGCCAAGGGUGACUUUCAGAGCUGGUUCACAGGAGAGAAAAUAGGCUCGUCUGGAACCAUUGACCUGCUGGACUGGAACAGCUUGAUAGAUGACAGAACAAGGAUUUCCAAUCUUCUCGUUGUUCCAAACCUUGAGACAGGUCAGCUGGAACCGCUCCUGAACAAGUUUACCGAGGAAGAGGAGGAGCAGAUGAAGAGGAUGCUGCAGAGGAUGGACGUCUUAGCCAAGCAUGCCAUGGAGAAUAAGGUGAGGCUGAUGGUGGACGCAGAACAAACGUACUUCCAGCCGGCCAUCAGCCGCCUGACCCUGGAGAUGCAGAGGAUCUUCAAUAGAGAGAGCCCCGUCAUCUUUAACACUUACCAGUGCUACCUAAAGGAAGCCUUUGAUAAUGUGUCUAUGGACGUGGAGCUGUCGAGACGUGACGGCUGGUACUUCGGUGCCAAGCUGGUGCGGGGGGCAUAUAUGUACCAGGAGAGAAGCAGGGCUGCCGAGAUCGGCUACGAAGACCCCAUUAACCCCGACUAUGAGUCCACCAAUCAGAUGUACCACAAGUGUCUGGACUAUGUGCUGGAGGAGAUUGGGAACAGCAGAACCGCUAACGUCAUGGUGGCCUCUCACAAUUUGGACACGGUCAAGUUCACCCUCAGGAGGAUGAACGAGUUGGACCUGGUGCCGACGGACAAGAAGGUGUACUUUGGUCAACUCCUGGGGAUGUGUGAUCAGAUCAGCUUCCCACUGGGCCAGGCCGGCUUCCCCGUGUAUAAGUAUGUGCCGUACGGGCCGGUCAACGAGGUGAUCCCAUACCUGGUGCGGCGGGCCCAGGAGAACCGCGGCUUCAUGAAGGGGGCACAGGGGGAGCGUGAUCUGCUCUGGAAGGAGCUGAUCAGGCGGAUGACCAGCGGAGAGGUGUUCUACACGCCAGCCUGAGGACCACACACACACACACACACACACACAAAGGCACACACACACACAUGUACAGAGUCUCUUUCUCUUUCUCAGCAUGCCUGCUGUCUGCCUUGUCACUAUCUCACUUUUCUCCAGUAGCAGUCUCUGCAUCCCCCUCUUUUCCAGCUGCUCUGUGUUUCUUUCCGUCUCCGUUAACACUCCUGUACAGCACCUCUUUCCUCUUUUUCUCUCUCCUGUUGUCUUCUCUCUUCACGCAAUCCUUUUCCUUUUUUUCCAGCGCUUCUUUUGUAUGGCUUUAUUUCUGUCGGCCCCUGAACAUCCUCCCUCUCUCAUCAUUUCAUUUUCCCCUCUUCCCCCUCCCACCCUCCUCUCACAUAAGAGUUCUCUAUGGCCUCUCAAAGCACUCGCCUGUCUUGAGCAUUGGCUCUUUGUGCACAUUUUGGUCUCCACUUUUUCCAUCUCCUGCUCUUAUCUUUUCUGACUAGGCCUGCUCUCUCUCUCUCUCUCUCUCUCUCUCUCUCUCUCUCUCUCUCUUUAUUUCUCUCUGUCUCAUCCACAUAUUUCACUUUCCCACUAUUUUCUCUCUUUUCUCUGGCUCAGAAGCAUCCCCACAAUGCCAUGAGGCAGCCAAUGGUGAUAUAUCACAAAGGCAUCUUUACUACUCCAAAAGGGCUCCCUAAAAUGUCAGGCGGUCCAGCUCUGCUGGUCUUUUUUAUGGGCCGGUUCAUCAUCAAGUAGGACAACAACAAUAAAAAAAAUAAGCAUGAUUUAAAUGGCAGUAAACAAGUGCAUCAAUAUCACUUUCUGUUUAUAAUAGUUUGGAUGCGAGGAUAACGAUGCCUCUCUGUGUGACGUAUAUGUUGUAUUUAUGUUUUGGACAUUUAUUCAUAAAAUAUAUAUAGCCCACACUGAGCUACACUCCGUAUGUAAAGAUCCCUGGAGGUAACUGUGCCUUGUCGCACUGAAGGAAAUACAGUCGAAUAUAAUGCAAUUGGUUGUGUGGCCCAGUAUAACAAACACACAUGUGGGCACAGCGUGUGCUUAUACAGCAUAUUAUCGCUUUGGCAGAGACAAUGAAGGAAGAGAGUUUGUAAAUAAUUUAUGUGAAUGUUAAUAUUAUGUAAAAUAUUCUAAACAGAGAUUAGUUGACUGAGGAUGGAUUUUCACCCAUCUUUUUUAAUGUUAAAUGAAGUAUUUUGAAUAAUUCAUUGUGUUUUCAUUUUGUGAUGAUGUUAUUGAAAAAUUUUCUGUAACUGCUAUUUUGGUAUGGCUCUUCACUGAUUGUAUCAUGGAAUAAGCCAUCGAGUUGUUUUCCUUGGAUGUGUGAAUGCAAACAUUAUGUUUGAUGCUUUUUUUGGAUGUAUCAAAUUUAAUUUAAUCCAGUUUAGAAAUAAUUCAGAAUCAGAAGUGAUGUUUUUUGUCACAUUAUGAAUUCCUGUCUAAAAUAUCACACACACACACACACACCUUCAGUUAUUGAAGCUCAACAUUUUUAUUUUGGAAUUAACCUUGAACUUCCAAAUCAAUAAAGAUAGGUUACAGACCGAAACAAA